Molecule: messenger RNA, 3355 nt
Organism: Ochotona curzoniae (black-lipped pika)
Lineage: Eukaryota; Metazoa; Chordata; Mammalia; Lagomorpha; Ochotonidae
Gene: HAPSTR1
Product: chromosome unknown C16orf72 homolog
Exons: 4
Coding region: 389-1216 (275 amino acids)
Source: RefSeq, a predicted model, not a curated record
GGCUGCGCUGGCCGGCGUGCGCGGGGAAGUCGGGGGGUCCACGGCGGCGGCUCUAGGCAGGCCGCGGCGCCAUGGGGGGACGGUAGUGGCCAGGGCGGCGGGCGAGGCGAAGCGAGAGGCGAGGCGGUGCUCGUCGUCUGGUCCGCGGCGACCUUGAGCCGGGCCCGGGGGUGGUGGCGGUAGGCAAGCCCGGGGCGGGGGGUCGUCCCGGGCUGCGCGGGGCCGGCCGGGGUGCUUGAGGCCUCCUGGGUCGUCGCCCCCGCCGCGAGGAGCCGCCGCUGGCCGCCGGGCCCCAGCGCCGGGCCGCUCGACGACGACGCUCCCGCGGGGGCCCCGCCUGAGGAGGCCGCGGCGGCGGCGGCGACGAGGCCGCGGGAGGCCGCGGAGGAUGGAGGAGCGGAAGGAGGAGGGAGAGGCCGAGAUCCAAGAGCACGGGCCCGAGCACUGGUUCUCUAAGUGGGAGCGUCAGUGCCUGGCCGAGGCCGAGCAGGACGAGCAGCUGUCCCCGGAGCUGCAGGAGGAGGCGGCGGCGGCCGCGCAGCCCGAGCACAAGCAGCAGAAACUGUGGCACCUCUUCCAGAACUCGGCCACCGCCGUGGCCCAGCUCUACAAAGACCGUGUGUGUCAGCAGCCAGGACUUUCUCUCUGGGUUCCCUUCCAAAACGCAGCCACCGCGGUGACCAAUCUCUACAAAGAGAGCGUGGAUACCCAUCAACGAAGUUUUGAUAUUGGAAUUCAGAUUGGCUAUCAGCGACGCAAUAAGGAUGUGUUGGCUUGGGUCAAAAAACGCAGAAGAACUAUUCGCAGAGAAGAUCUGAUCAGCUUCCUGUGUGGCAAGGUUCCUCCACCACGCAAUUCUAGAGCUCCCCCACGAUUGACUGUAGUGUCCCCUAACCGAGCUACUUCAACGGAAACUAGCUCAUCUGUAGAGACUGAUUUGCAGCCCUUCCGGGAAGCCAUAGCUCUGCAUGGUCUUAGUGGUGCAAUGGCUAGUAUAAGCGUGCGUUCGAGUACCCCAGGCUCUCCUACACAUGUAAGCAGUGGAUCGAAUGCUAGUCGAAGGAGAAAUGGACUCCAUGAUGUCGAUUUGAACACUUUCAUAUCAGAAGAAAUGGCACUCCACUUGGACAAUGGUGGAACUAGAAAGCGUACCUCAGCCCAGUGUGGCGAUGUCAUUACAGACUCACCAACCCAUAAACGCAACAGAAUGAUCUAAACCGCAGACAUUUUCACACCCACCAUGCUGCUUGAAAGCCACUUGAUCCUCAACAUAUACUAUGAUUGCAAAGGAAACAUGAGGCCAUCUUCCCUUGUUCACUGUUUAAGACAAGUGAAUUCUGUAGUGGUUGCCAUAAAAGGAAGUUGUAGGUAUUUCCAGUAGAUGCCUCUUGUAACUAUGGCUUUCUUCAAACUAUAAUCCUAGCAGAGGACAUCAGAUAUCCUGUAGUCGUUAGCAAGAUCAUCAUAGGCAAACAUAUAUCCGUUCCAAGGCAAAAAGUGACCUUAACUGUAUUUAUUCUCAAAGGGAAAGAAAAUAUCAGAUGUUUAUUUGGUUAUAGAAUGCCUUUUUUGUUUUGUCCAUUGCCUGCUGUGUUGAGUAUUUUUUGCUUCAACAGUAUUGCCAGGUUCCUAAAAUUGUCUAAAAAUACGAUUUGGCUUCACUGUCAAAUCAUUAGGCUUCCAUUCUUGCAGUGGCACUGUACCUUGCACCUGGUUCUGUAUUACAGUGUGCAACUUCUAGUUAUUGACUUUGCCCACAUUUAAGUUUUUCAACAGUUUCUCAAUUCUGGUGAUUGUGUGAUGUAAAGAGGUGCUAUGAUGGCCAUGCAAGUAAUACUUAAAUCAAUACAAAGAACUUUAUUGGACUCACUUGUGUGUGUUAGUGCUCUAAAAGUAGCAAUAUUACUCACCUGCCCCAGAUUCACCCCCUAGGCUUAAAAUACUCAGUUUUAAGACAAGUACUACUUCCUAUGCAGGAUAUUUUCCUCCUGGUAAAUGUCAACAUGUAGCCGGCAUUCAGGGUGACCUGAAAGAGAGGUCAUGAACUUUGAGAAUGGGCUUCCUUUUAGGGCAGUGUCAAGUGAGCGGGAGAUGGAUGGGGAGGGAGGGCGGGUGCUGGGGCUUUCACACUCUGCCAUUCUUCAUGGACACCCUGUUUUGUGCAGUUCCAUGGUCACAGAUGGAAGAUGAUAAAGACCUAUUUUAUCUGCUGGAACGAUCACAACUUAACAAAAUCCAGCUCCCCCUGUCUCCCAGCCCCGCUCCUGAAAGGCGCAGUGGAAAGUCUCAUUCUGGAAAAGAUGGAAUCGCAUGGAGGUUGUCUAGAUGUUAGGUGAACCUAAAUAGAAGGUCCCAAUAGGUUCCUCUUUGGAGUGUGAGAUCUCUUGUAGCUACGGUGUUUUAGAGCAUGUUUCACCUUCAUUUUUAAUACCUUGAACUGAACGAUAGUCUUUUUAGAUGAAGAACUGAUGUCAGCCUGCCAGGUACUGUAAUUUACUCUAUCAUAUUAUAGUAUAUAUCAAGUAGGACAGUGAAAAAUGUUUCCUUGCAAACUUGUAGUCCAGGAUCAGUUACUUCCUAUUUUUAUCCUUAAAUGACCAUUGCAAAUCAGUGUAAGGGUUUUUUUUUUUCUGGUAAUUACUCACAGCACUUUGUUAAAGUUUGCAAUUUCUUUAGCUAUUUAAUAAUAUCUUUCUGUGAAGAAACUUUGCUAAGUUAACCAUAAUAUUCAUUGACUGGGUGAGAUGUGAAUGGAAUAUUAGAAAUGUGUGAAUUGAAGUUCUGUAAUCCUUAUAGAUAUAGCCCUUAUUUAAAGAAGUGAAUUCCAUACUAAAACUAGCUAUGAAAGUGAGGUAUUUCUAAAUUUUUGCGAAAUGGGUAUUUUUUUUUUUUUCCUGGUUUGAACAUAACAAUAGCAGGAAGAAUUCUAGCAAUCUGUCAUUUACCCGAGUCGGACCAGCCUGUGUGGCCUAACGGCUCCCGAGGGAGUCCAGCAGGAGAUGCGCUGGGUUGUCUUUGUUUAUCCUUGUGACUGGGGCUCUAGAGCUGGGGUGCUGGGGCGAUGCUUUGCUCCCAGGCAGCCGGAGCUCUGGUUCCUGCGGGACUUCGAGAUUGACGAUUACGUAUUUAAUCUCUCCUCUACACCUUUGUUCUAGUUCCUCUUCCCAAGUUGAAUAACAAUUUUUGGUUGUUUAAGUUGGUGCUCUGAAGCUUACUCUCAGAACCCUUUACUCUCGAUUGUCAAAUUUUGAUAAAAUAUGUGCCAUUUUCUUUGGUAAGAGAAAGCAGGUCUUCAUGUCUGCCAGAACACAAUUUAUAUGCCUUAUUGGCCCCAUUAAACUUUUUAAAAACUUUA